AUGUCGCAAAUCAACUACCGCACCAUCAACAUCGACCAGCUCGACCCCGAGUCGUCGGCCAACUUUCCUAUGGAAACCCUCCUUCCUGCCACCCUCCCUCAACCUGAAACCUCCACUGAUGCCGCAAACGUCGCAACCCAGGUGCGCCAGCUGCUGCGCGGCGGUGAUACCGAGGGUGCUCUCCGCCACGUUCUAGACACUGCGCCGCUGGGCGGCGACGACCGCGCCAAGGAGGUACACCUCGCAACUGUGAUUGAGGUGCUGCAGGGUAUUCGACAGGCUGAGAUGACUCGCGUGCUGGAGGGUGUCUGUGGUUCUGAUGGUGGGGCUGAACGGGCGGAUUGUUUGAUGAAGUACCUGUACAAGGGUAUGUCUGCGCCUGCUCCUAGCAAUGGUGCUCAACCCCCACGAAAGACCGUUUCGCCGCAGGAGACCGGAUUCUCCCAGGUUCAGGCCCGAAAUGUUGGAGAGGGCGGUGGUGGUCAGCAGAUGAGCGUUUUGCUCAACUGGCAUGAGAAGUUGGUGGAAUUGACAGGGACUGGUUCAAUUGUCCGAGUUAUGACGGACCGCCGGACGGUUUGA
Messenger RNA from Penicillium malachiteum, 582 nucleotides. Its product is annotated as actin-related protein 2/3 complex subunit 5 family protein. Gene Ontology annotation, molecular function: actin filament binding. The coding region runs from base 1 to 582 and encodes 193 amino acids. The transcript is spliced from 2 exons. The record is from RefSeq and is a predicted model, not a curated record. Gene Ontology annotation, biological process: Arp2/3 complex-mediated actin nucleation; regulation of actin filament polymerization. Gene Ontology annotation, cellular component: Arp2/3 protein complex; actin cytoskeleton; cytoplasm. NCBI's taxonomy places the organism in Eukaryota, Fungi, Ascomycota, Eurotiomycetes, Eurotiales, Aspergillaceae.